AUGGAGUCAAGUGACGAAAGACUAUCGAAGGUCUCAUUUACUCACCGGAUCAUCGCUUCUUCAGUUGGUGGUAUAAUGACAGCGUUUGUUAUGACGCCUCUGGAUGUUGUGAAAGUCCGAAUGCAGUCUUCCAGGGCAUACUCCGAAACCAAGUGUCUCAUUUAUUGUAAUGGACUAGCUGAAAGCCUCUCCACCUGCCCGUUGAGCCGAAACACCUGUUCUAUGUCUUGGUCAGAACGUGCUAUGAAGUGUGCAGGGAGGUGGAACUUAUUUACCUCGAACGAAUCACAUUGUUGUUCCACGUGCAUCCCUCACUAUAAUAACCAAUCUUUUGUUUCAUUUUCCUGCCGCUCCCCUAGCGUGUCAGAUACCGUCCUCAGAAUUAUUCGUAAUGAAGGUAUUUUAUCUCUUUGGAGUGGACUCUCCCCAACACUUGUUAUGACACUUCCUCAAACUGUUAUCUACUUCACUGUCAAUGAUUGGCUGAAAUAUCAUGUUGGAUAUACUUCUAAGACUGUCAACAAAUCACCAGUAAUGACAAAUGGAUCUUUCCAAAACUUCAUCUCCCCUAAAGAUUUCCUUCCUCCAUUAGUUGGAGGUGUGUCUCGAAUUUUCGCGGUAAUGGCUGUAUCACCAAUAGAAUUGUUACGUACAAAAAUCCAAGCUAGGAAAGUACUCUACCGAGAUAUAACAUCGUUAGUUGUUACAACAGUGAAACAGGAUGGUCUGAAAAGUUUGUGGUUAGGUGCUGGACCAACUCUGUUACGUGAUGUUCCUUAUUCUAUGGUAUUUUGGUUAACUUAUGACUAUAUGAAAUCUGGGUUUAUAAAUAAACAGUUAAGAACGCAUUUGUUGUCGAAUAGUGAAUUGCCUGCCACGUUUGACAGAAUUCACUUUUCGCAUGCAUUUGGUUUUGGAGCAGCUGCUGGUUUUAUUUCUGGCGUAUUAACACAUCCAUUCGAUGUGAUUAAAACUCACAGACAAGUAGAUUUCGGAAAGUAUUCGGUUUCAUUUAGAUCUUGGUUUUUCCCUUGUGUAUGUUGGGGCCUAUUGCUGAAGAGGCUUCUGCCACAGUAGUUGUUUUCGUCUGGAUUUGUUGGUGUGUAUGGGAGAGAAGGGCCAGAUUUUCUGCAAAGUCCAAGUCGUACAUGCAAGCUGUGAAUUGUAUUCCGUGCUCUCCCUCAUAUAUCGAAGUCCUCAUAUUCCAGUCAAAUGGAUAGGAAAGCACUCAGCUGCGUCACAAGGCAAGUCAUCACUUGGAAUCCUCAAAGCCAAAUAAGAAGAGGCGGACCAAAGAACACGUUACGCGGAGAAAUGGAUAAACAACAUUUGGACAGAACUAGGAAGGAAGGCCCAGGACAGGGUGUGUUGAAGAAUACUGGUCGGCGGCCUAUGCUCCACUGCGGGUAGCAGGCGUAAGUAAGUAGGGUCCGACGGGUUUCGCUGAUUCCAUGUACUUAUAUUAUUUGUUGCUCUGGUUGUUAGAAGCGGAAUCAGCCUAUGAAUCUCGGCUUUCAACACGUGGCAUCAUAAUUCUCUCUUCAACUCCCAGGACAGAGUUUAAAUUGUAUUCUGGUUAGCGUUUUUUAGCAAGGUUGUUUUCUACGGGAUGUGGUUACCGACCACAACACCAACCCUCCCUUACGUGGUCUUGGGACAGGCAGUAGCCCUAGAAGAGCUACAAAUGAAGUUAUAUCCGUAAUACUAGUGAUUUAAUUUCACAAUUUCUUACUCGGUUGUUCGACAGUACAUGAGCAACGCUUCAAAGAUAAAUACAUGAUCAGAAACCUGCUACCCACG
Schistosoma intercalatum is the source of this 1800-nucleotide messenger RNA. The record is from the annotation of a GenBank genome assembly. Lineage: Eukaryota; Metazoa; Platyhelminthes; Trematoda; Strigeidida; Schistosomatidae.